Molecule: messenger RNA, 4166 nt
Organism: Corylus avellana
Lineage: Eukaryota; Viridiplantae; Streptophyta; Magnoliopsida; Fagales; Betulaceae
Product: mediator of RNA polymerase II transcription subunit 15a
Biological process (GO): regulation of DNA-templated transcription
Molecular function (GO): chromatin DNA binding; transcription coactivator activity
Source: RefSeq, a predicted model, not a curated record
GGAACCAAAAGACACUCGGCGACUCGGCUACUGAGAUUCCUUGGCUCGCAAGAAUUCACCGAUUCCAUCAGAAUUCAGAAACCCUAAACGCCUUCGCUUUUUUUCGUUCGAUUGAUCAGUUCUCUCUCUCUUUCUUUCUCUCAGGAGGUCAACAUGAUUAUGCUUGAGCAGGAUAUAAUUCAAAUUGUGUAAGAAUUUUGUGGAUAUCAGCAGUUGGAGAUUUUUUCAAGCUUUAAGAAACAUGGAAGCCAGUGAUUGGAGAGCUAAACUAUUACCACGAUCUCGAGAAAAGAUCGUGGUCAAGAUCAUUGACACAUUAAAGAAGUGUGUUCCAUCUUCUAAGAUAAAUGAUUUAGCUGGUAUUAAGAAACUUGCUGAGAGUUUUGAGGAGAUGAUUUAUGCAGCUGCCAAAGAUGAGGAUGAUUAUAAAAGGAAGAUAGCAGUGAAGAUGAUAAGUGUAAGAGGGCAAUCAUCCCGGACUGUUGUGCCUAAUUCUUCACAAUCGAGGCCCUCCUGUUCUGGUGAAACACGAGAAUCUCAUGGUAUCCAGUCCCAAGUGGACAAGCAUAGGCAAUCACUUAAUCCUCAUUCCACCAAUCAGUCUCAACAUCAGUUGUCACUGAAUGCUGAGAAUAAUGUUGCAUCUUCUGGAAUUUAUGCCAGCAUACGAUAUGCACAGCCUCCUCUCAGUGAUUUAACUGUAACUGCUAUGCCAAAUGUUGUCACUAAAGUUUCCAACUUGCGGACUACCUCUGGCAUUUCACAGAAUUCAGUUGGAAAUUCAGUGGGACAAGGGAUGUAUUCUGGUCUUUCUCCCAAUAACCCGAUACAGGUUCAAGGAAGACAACGUUCACUGCAGGUGGCUACCCAACAGAACCACCAGCAGCCUCAGAAGUUACUACAGGAUUCUUUUCAGCUGCAACAACAACCCCUUAAACAGGAUUAUAUUGCACCCUCACAAUCAUCUGCAGUUUCUGACCAUCUACAGAGUCAGCAGUCUUCCUGUCAACAGUCAUCACAGCCUCUGCUCAUGAAACAUCCACAAACAGUUGUAAGACAACUGCAACCAACACAACAGGUUCCUGUUACUCAUCAAAAUGAAUCACCAAUGCUGGGCAAGCCACUGUUGCCUUCACAUCAGCAACCACAACUAAUGAAGAAAAAUAUGGCUGCUACCAGUAUGACACAGAAUCGGUUGAUUGGGAAACAAAGUAGUGCCCCUUACUCGCUGCAGCAGCGGCAAGGGUUACCAUGCCUGCAGAAAAACUCUCAAAACUUGCAGCAGGAGCAUUCGCAAGGCCAGCAAAACAACACACAUCAGCAGCAGUUGGCCGGACGAAGUAAUUUUUCUGUACUACAGCAGCAAAAGCAGCUGCUUGGGAAACAAUGUGAUAAUUUGAGUAUGCGUCAAACUCAUGUUGCAAUGGAGGGGCAAACCCAACAGACAGCUUCAGCUUCAGCUUCGUUGUCAACUCAAGGGCAACAAUUACAACCACCACUUCCAGAGAGGCAAUUGAUAUCUCAAUCACAGCCAGAAAAGGUACAACGGCUGCCAAAUCCAUCACAACAAGAUGGAAUGGAAAAUUUUCAAAGAUCAGGAGCACUGAAUCCCAGAUCUGAAAAAACGUUUGCAAAUAUUGGUGAUUGGCAAGAGGAGAUUUAUCAGAAGGUUGAAGGUCUGAAAAUCAGGUAUUUAAAACAGCUUAAUGGGAUUUGGCAGACAUUAACUAAUAGACUCCAGCAGGUCCAGCAGCACGGUUCUGUUCCUCAACAACCAAAGACAGACCAAAUAGAAAAACUUAUUCUUGUGUUGAAUCAAAUUAUAGCGUUCCUAAAUGUGUCCAAAAGCAAGAUUACACCUGCUCAUGGUGAGCACUUGGGUUUACUUGAAAAGAAGAUAGGUUUUGUUCUUCAUUCGACUGGAAAGAAGUCUGUUUCUUCAUCACAGCAAGGAAAACUUUAUCCUGACGUGAAGUCUGUGCAACAGUUGCCACAGCCACAAACUCAGACAUCUCAAGUGCAACGACUUGAAGAUCAAAAGAUACCACAACUGCAAUCUACCGUGUCACAGCAGAAUUACUCACCAAGCUUGCAGCAUGAAUCUAAGUCUCCUUUAUCUGAGCCUGGAACCUUGCAGCAAAACAUGAUGCAUUCAAUAGAGCAUUUGACAAUUUCAGAAAAAGAAAAUUCAGUGAAAGUAAUGCAGCAAGUUGCCAAGGGAUCCUUAAGAAGUCCUGCGAGCAUUCCCAAUCAAGCAAAUUUUAACACCUUAAUGUCAAUAAGCCACAUGAAUGUGUCACAGUCAAGUGUGACUCCUCUUGAGUUGAGCUCUGAUACAUUUCAAAACAUGCAUCUGAAACAAAGAAGAGAUAAUCUGGAUGUACUAACUCAAAAGCCUAAGCAGGAAUUUCAAAAGCACAAAACACAGCACCAAUUGGUACAUCAGAAUCGCCAAAUAUUGCAGCGGCAGCAGGCUGCAAAGCCACAGGCCGAGGAAAACAAACAGAAUCAGUUGAAUGAUGUAAAUGGUUUGAAAGUGGGAUUAGGGAUGAGUGUCAAGGAGCCACAUCAUCAGAAAAAUGCAGUAAACGACUCAAGAGUAAAACGAGGGAGGGGUGUUAAAUCAGGACUUAUUUUGCAACAUCAGUCAGGUGGCUUGCCCUCAGUGUAUAAUUCUCAGCAUUCAAACUCAGGAGCUUCAUUUCCAAUUUCUUCACCCAAAGUCUCCUGUUCUCCAUUAGCUCAGCAUUCUCCUCAGAUUGAUUUGCAGAAUCUGCCAACACCUCUUACAAAAGCUGGAAGCCAUUUCCAUACUGCAAACUCUACCUCUGCCAUACCUUCAUCCUCCUUGAUUCAAUCCUCUAUGUCAGGGAGUUGUGGGAAGCUUACUUCUGAUACUUCGUCACUACCAGAUGCUGAAAAUACUGGACAUUGUGGGCCCAGUUCAGAAGGACCAGCCUCAUCACUUGUCAUCUGCACUCCUGGGAUUUCAGCCUCGCCAUUUCUUGAGGAGUCCAGUGCUCUGGAUGGCAUUGAUUGUAAAAUGUCUACAAUAAUUUCUGAUGAGCCGAGUGUAGCUGAGCAGCCUCUUCAGCGCUUAAUUAAUGUGGUGAGCUCGAUCUCAUCCCAAGCAUUUAGUGCUUCUAUUACUGACAUUGGAUCUGUAAUGUGUCUGUCUGAUUGGAUAUCAAGUUCACCGCCAGCUAAUGGAUCUAGUGCUUCAAUUGGUGAGGAUUUGACUAAGUCUUGUUUGGAACCAAGAUAUUUAAUUAGGCAGAAUGAUUCUUAUGAAACAAGAAAAAUGAAGCGGUUAUUAAGUGCAAUGUCCUUGAAUAUUUACCCAACAAAUGGCGGCAUACAUGAUGGCUACAGAAGGUGGAUUGACAUGGAGGAGCCCGAGUUGGAGUCAUCUACAACAUCUAGUACCAAAAGGCCCAGGAUUGAGGCCAAGCAUGCUCUGUCAGAAGAAAUUAGGGAAAUAAACCAGCAACUGAUAGACACUGUGGUAGUUAUUAGUGAUGAAGAUACCAUUCCAACUGCAGCUGCAACUGAAGGUGGUGAAGGUACCAUUGUCAAGUGUUCCUUUAGUGCUGUGGCCAUCAGUCCAAACUUUAAGUCACAGCUGGUUUCGGCUCAGAUGUCGCCAAUUCAGCCAUUAAGAUUGCUUGUUCCCACAAAUUAUCCAUAUACUUCUCCCAUACUCCUAGAUGAAAGGCUAUUGGAUGCCAGAGAGGAUCCCCAGGAUCUUUCAGUGAAGGUAAAGUCAAAGCUCAACUUGUCUCUCAGAAGCCUGCUGGAGCCCUUGUCUCUUGAGAGGAUAAUAAUGACGUGGGAUUUCUGUGCCCGAUCAGUUCUCUCUGAGUAUGCACAGCAGAAUGGUGGAGGGAGCUUCAGUUCAAAAUAUGGAACUUGGGAGAACUGUCUCAGUGCUGCUUGAAUCAUUUUGCAAGAUCCCUGUUUAUAUGCAUGGAGUCAGAGGUGAUGGAUUAAGCUUUAUCUGCCAAUUGUAUAGGCUGCUGUGAUGCUUGUAAAUGCUUUUUCAUUAUGUAAUUAACCAUCGACAUUGCUUAGCACGGUGGAAAUCUACUGAGGUUUCAAGACAUAAUAAUCUGCUGGCCUAUAAAGAGCUGAGGGAAGUCAAGCUUAGUCCUUUUGUUUUGAGCUUU